Molecule: messenger RNA, 1021 nt
Organism: Hydra vulgaris (swiftwater hydra)
Lineage: Eukaryota; Metazoa; Cnidaria; Hydrozoa; Anthoathecata; Hydridae
Source: RefSeq, a predicted model, not a curated record
AUGAGUUCACCAGAUCUUUCAGAAUCCCAACUUUUGGGUAUUUUAAUUGUGAAAGAUGGCACUGCUGAGUCUCUUGGGAAAGCAAUCAAAAAAUCUUUACAAGACUGGGAGCUAUUUGACUAUGUUGAUCGUCUGUCCUUUGACACCACAGUCACAAAUACUGGUUGGCUAAAAGGAGUCUGUAAAACAAGUGGACCAAAGACUGAGUUAUUUGAAAGGCUGAAGUGUAAUUGGAAAUCGAUUCUUGAAAAGAAGAUAAAUUAUGAUAACCUAAAGAAAUUUGACUCAGAAAAAAAAAUUAAAUCUUUUUUGGAAAAGCAGGCUUUUGAAUCAUUAACAUUCCUUCAAAAUUGCCUCGAUAAUGAUAUAUUUCCAAGAAAUGACUACAAGUAUUUUAUACAGGUAGCAGUUCUUUGGUUAGGUAGCAAAGUAAAAGAUUUUCACUUUAGAUUUCCAAUGGCUUCACAUCAUGUCAGGUUUAUGGCACAGGGCCUUUAUUAUUUAACAUACGACAUUCUACAGCCACAAUUCAGUAACUUAUGUCCUGAUAUAAUAUCAUUAAAAGAGGGAAAGCUGAUUCAUGAAAUUGGUUCAUUUACAGCACUAUUUUAUGUUCCAUGGUUUAUUAAAGCUCCUAUCCCUGCCAUAGCACCUUCUUUAGAUCUAAAAGCCAUUAAUGAAAUGAUACAAUAUUCUGAAUUAUGUCUUAAACCAGCAGAGGCCGUACUAAAGUCACUUGAAAAACACAAUUAUUAUUUAAAUGAAAGAUUUGUGGUUAUGUGUCUUGCUGAUAAAUGCUUACCUGUAGAACAGCUACAAACUGGGAAACAUGUUCAGGUUAUAUAAGAUUUAAAAAAUUAUAUCACUGGUAUUCUUGUUGUAAAUGACAGUGCAGAAAGUGCAAUUAAACUUGGUCAAAACUUUAUUGAAACUUUCCGAAACGAAGAAGAUAACCAAGCUAAUUUAUUGGUUGUUGCAGAUCAUCGUUUAAAAUUUCAGACAACAGAAAAAAAAUCUCGGU